Messenger RNA from Salvia hispanica, 943 nucleotides. RefSeq names its product enoyl-CoA hydratase/isomerase A (gene ECHIA). NCBI's taxonomy places the organism in Eukaryota, Viridiplantae, Streptophyta, Magnoliopsida, Lamiales, Lamiaceae. The record is from RefSeq and is a predicted model, not a curated record. Gene Ontology annotation, cellular component: peroxisome.
ACUCAAUCAUGCACAAAUCCAACUCACCGCAACGAUGGAGAUCCCUUCGCCGCCGCCGGAUCAGCUGAUUUUCGUCCACCGCGAGCCCAGCGGCGUCGCUUUCGUGCUCAUCAACCGCCCCAAGGCCCUCAAUUCACUCACCCGCCCCAUGAUCGAAGACAUGGCCCGCGCGAUCAGGAGCUUGGCCUCGGACGAUUCGGUCCGGGUCAUCGUCCUGUCCGGGUCGGGUCGGGCCUUCUGCUCCGGCGUCGACCUGACGGCGGCGGAGGACGUGUUCAAGGGAGAUGUGAAGGAUGUUGAUGUUGAUCCGGUUGUGCAAAUGGAGCUGUGUAAGAAGCCGAUCAUCGGAGCGAUUAACGGUUUUGCGGUCACGGCGGGUUUUGAGAUUGCGCUGGCUUGUGAUUUGCUGGUGGCGUCCAAGGAGGCGAAGUUCAUGGAUACUCAUGCGAGGUUUGGAAUAUUUCCUUCUUGGGGUCUAUCUCAGAAGCUUUCACGCAUAAUUGGACCCAGUCGAGCUCGGGAAGUCUCCUUCACUGCAGCGCCUGUAACAGCUGAGCAAGCUGAAAGGUGGGGUUUGGUUAAUCAUGUGGUUGAGGGACGCGAGCUUCUGAAGAAAGCUCGACAGAUUGCUGAAGCCAUGAUCAGGAAUGAUCGGGACCUUGUGCAGAUGUACAAAGCAGUCAUAAAUGAUGGAUUCAAACUAGAUCUUGAGCAUGGACUUGCUUUGGAGAAGGAAAGGGGUCAUGCAUAUUAUGCAGGAAUGACUAAGGAGCAGUUCAAGAAAAUGCAGGAAUUCAUAGCAAGUCGAAGCUCAAAUAAACCUCCUUCAAAACUGUAAUUUCUUUUUCUUUUCAGUUCUUGUUCAAAGAAAACUAUGCAUUGUGUAUUUGUUGUAAGGUUAUGACACUUUGCUUAUAUAAUAAUCUUGUGCAAAUUAACUUCA